Kogia breviceps (pygmy sperm whale) is the source of this 2009-nucleotide messenger RNA. It is a transcript of the gene HAPSTR1, whose product is annotated as HUWE1 associated protein modifying stress responses. Lineage: Eukaryota; Metazoa; Chordata; Mammalia; Artiodactyla; Physeteridae. The record is from RefSeq and is a predicted model, not a curated record.
CUUCCCCUCGCCCUUUGGUUACGUCAGGCGGACACUCCGAUGAGCCAAUCACGGCGCUGUGUUUAGAGGCCGGCAAGCGGAACCGGUCGGAUUGGACCAAUAGGAGCCCUCGGAUCCGGUGCGCCCCAACCGGGCAGGGGAGCCGGGGCCGAGUAGGCGGUGCUUCCUCGUCAGCAUGUGGGCGGGGACCAGCAACCGCAGAGGCGUCGACGACGGCGGCAGCGACGACGACGUUCCUCAGUUUUCGGGGACGCGGCCGCGGCGGCUGCGAGGCCGCGGGAGGCCGCGGAGGAUGGAGGAGCGGAAGGAGGAGGGCGAGGCCGAGAUCCAGGAGCACGGGCCCGAGCACUGGUUCUCCAAGUGGGAGCGGCAGUGCCUGGCCGAGGCCGAGCAGGACGAGCAGUUGCCCCCUGAGCUGCAGGAGGAGGCGGCGGCCGCCGCGCAGCCCGAGCACAAGCAGCAGAAGCUGUGGCACCUCUUCCAGAACUCGGCCACCGCCGUGGCCCAGCUCUACAAAGACCGAGUGUGUCAGCAGCCAGGACUUUCUCUCUGGGUUCCCUUCCAGAACGCAGCCACUGCCGUCACCAACCUUUACAAAGAAAGUGUGGAUACCCAUCAGCGAAGUUUUGAUAUUGGAAUUCAGAUUGGCUAUCAGCGACGCAAUAAGGAUGUGUUGGCUUGGGUUAAAAAGCGCAGAAGAACUAUUCGUAGAGAAGAUUUGAUCAGCUUCCUGUGUGGAAAAGUUCCUCCACCGCGAAACUCUAGAGCUCCCCCAAGACUGACUGUAGUGUCCCCUAACCGAGCUACUUCAACGGAAACUAGCUCAUCUGUAGAGACUGAUUUGCAACCCUUCCGGGAAGCCAUAGCUCUGCAUGGUCUUAGUGGUGCAAUGGCUAGUAUAAGCGUGCGUUCGAGUACCCCAGGCUCUCCUACACAUGUAAGCAGUGGAUCGAAUGCUAGUCGAAGGAGAAAUGGACUCCAUGAUGUCGAUUUGAACACUUUCAUAUCAGAAGAAAUGGCACUCCACUUGGACAAUGGUGGAACUAGAAAGCGUACCUCAGCCCAGUGUGGCGAUGUCAUUACAGACUCACCAACCCAUAAACGCAACAGAAUGAUCUAAACUGCAAACAUUUUCACACCCACCAUGCUGCUUGAAAGCCACUUGAUCCUCAACAUAUACUAUUAUUGCAAAGGAAACAAACAUGAGGCCAUCUUCCCUUUUUCACUGUUUAAGACAAGUGAAUUCUAUAGUGGUUGCCAUAAAAGGAAGUUCUAGGUAUUUACAGUAGAUGCCUCCUGUAACUAUGGCUUUCUUAAAACUAUAGUCCUAGCAGAGGACAUCAGAUAUCGUGUAGUCGUUAGCAAGAUCAUCAUAGGCAAACAUAUAUCUGUUUCAAGGCUAAAAGUGACCUUAACUGUAUUUAUUCUCAAAGGGAAAGGAAGUAUCAGAUGUUUAUUUGGUUAUAGAAUGCUUUUUUGGGGGGGGAGGGCUCCAUUUCCUGCUGUGUUGAGUAUUUUGCUUCAACAGUAUUGCCAGGUUCCUAAAAUUGUCUAAAACACGUGAUUUGGCUUCCUCGUCAAAUCGCCAGGCUUCCAUUUUUGCAGCAGCACUGUACCAUGCACCUGGUUUCUCUCUAGUAACAGUGCAAAUUCUGAUUAUUGAACUGUGCCCUGUUUUUAGUUUUCAAAGCAGUUUCUGAUUCUGGUGAUUGUGUGAUGUAAAGAGGUGCUAUGAUGGUCAUGCAAUUAAUACUUAAUAUCGAAUCAAUACACAGAACUUUAUUGGAUUCACUUUGUGUGUGUUAGUGCUCUAAAAGUAGCAAUAUUAUUAAAUUGCCCCCAGAUUAACCUUGUAGGAUUAAAAUACUCAUUUUUAAGACAAGUACUACUUCCCAUGCAGGGUACUGUCCUUAUGGUAAAUGUAAACAUGUAGACUGCAUUCAUGGUGACCUAAAGUAGAGAGGUCAUGAACUUUAUGGGCUUCCUUUUUGGUUCAGUAUUAGAGUGAG